AGCACCGGUAUGGAGGGUAUUUUGAUAAAGAUGUUGGUUUGCUAGGCUAAAGCUAAAGCUAGCUGUAAAUAAUGUGCGUUUUAAUGCGGACAGAAAUAAGCAGUUUAGUUUACUAAAGCGACCUUCUCGAGUUAACCUACCGGCUUCUCCUGUAACCCAGUCAGCUGUCAGUCAACCGCUCAGGGCAAACCAGGAAACUCAGAGUUCGCCUCCUUCCCUGAAGUCUGCGGUCGAUCACUGAGGGGUCACAUGAAGGCAGAUAGGAUGAUCACUUUAAUCAAGUUUCUCACUUCUGCACCUCGGACCUGCUUCCUCUGAGAGUCCUGCAGGUCAGACGGAGCGACAUGGAGCUCAGCUGCCAGGACUGGAUGUCCGCUUUACCCGAGGAGCUGUGGGACGUUUCCCUUACAGACCUGGCCAUACCUGGGAGCCAUGAUGCUAUGAGCUACUGUCUGGACAUAAACUCUCCUCUGCUCAGGUCGGAGUCAGACUUUUUCCGGGUCCUGGAUGGACUUUUCUACUGUUUCACAAGGCCGAUCAUUUUCAAAUGGGCCACCACACAGGAUAAAAGCAUCGAGGAGCAGCUGUCGAUGGGGAUUCGCUUCUUUGACCUCCGUGUUGCACAUAAACCUCACGAUUCAUCCAGCGACCUGUACUUCACACAUGUCAUAUACACACAUUUAACAGUUUUGGAAACCCUUGUGUCUGUUGCCACCUGGCUGAAGUCUCACCCAAAGGAGAUUGUUAUCCUCGCUUGCAGCCAUUUGGAGGGAAUGGACGACGCACGCCAUGAAUCCUUCAUUUACUCCCUGAAGAAGCUGUUCGGCUCCAAACUGUGUCCCCAGAAGGAAUCAGUCCUGACCUUGAGGAACCUUUGGGCAUCUGGUUACCAGGUCAUUCUGUCCUACGACUCCCAGGUCGCAGCGAGACAUCAGGAGCUGUGGCCUGCCAUCCCUUACUGGUGGGCCAACAAGCCCACUGCACAAGGAGUGAUCAGUUACUUGGAGUGGAACAAGCAGCAGGGACGUCCAGAGGGAUUCUUUGUCUCUGGCCUGAACCUGACAGCUGAUAGGUGUUACAUUGCCAAGAACCGGAAGGAAUCCCUGCGGACGUUGACCUACAGCAACUGGGACAGUUUGAGUAAAUGGGUGGAGGAGCAGAUACCUGGAUCGGACCCCAAAAGCCUCAACAUCAUCGCUGGAGACUUUGUUGGGCCCCUUCCGCUCUGCUCUCAAGUGAUCGCACUGAACCAAAAACUGCGACGGAGGAAUUCCAUCCAGAUAAAGAAGCAAUAUUAGCUGUGACUCACACACAUCUUACCUCAUUGGAUUUUUACUUAGCUUCUCUCAAUUUAUAUGAAAUGUAAUCAUCGCUGAUUUUUAUCUGCAGUUUCUGUAUUUCUUACAUUCAGUAUAUUUUUUUAUCUAAAUCUAUUAUGUGCCAUCAGUGUAUGUUUACAAGAAAAUACCUUAAACUGUUACAAAUGUGUAUCUUCAGGUAUUUUAAUAUACUGUACAGCAAUAACAUAUCAUCUUAUGGUACAGUUUGCAGUCCUUAACUGCUCCCGCAGCUGCUAUUAUCUGCCUUCGAACAGUUUCCUGUAGCGUCCGUGAGCGGCGGCGCUGAUGAUGACUCUGACAACAGCCGAUCCUUCGUCUGCGUUCACCUGCACGUCCUGAACGGUUGCUUCUUUGUACAGCCAGCUGUGGAUGAGAAUGCACGCUUACCACAGAUGCUUUGCUAUUCUAAACGGUAAUAAUCAUGAUACGCUGACAGGAACAGAUCAGCGCUCUCACCUGAGCUGAGGAGUGCUGAGGUUAACUGUGAGGUCUAAAAUUUGUUUCCCUGUAGACUUUAAAAUCUGCUCUUCCACUGCUCGCUGCAGCUCAUCCAGGCCUCGCUCCUCCAGGGCAGAGAUGGGCAGAGCGCCGGGCUCUGCAGGCUGAUAGCUGAUAGACACAAAGAAAAACAGAUCAAUAAAACGCUGCCACUCAUAAUAACAGAAAUGACUGUGGGCUCUCUGGAGGCGAUUUGUGUCUGUCUUUCCAACUUGUCAUGCUGUGACUAAAUGUUGCUCUGCAUUGAGACAUUCUACCAUUAAAUGUGCAUUUUAGCUCUUU
This is a messenger RNA of Acanthochromis polyacanthus (spiny chromis), 2120 nucleotides long. It is a transcript of the gene plcxd1.2, whose product is annotated as PI-PLC X domain-containing protein 1. NCBI's taxonomy places the organism in Eukaryota, Metazoa, Chordata, Actinopteri, Pomacentridae. Gene Ontology annotation, molecular function: phosphoric diester hydrolase activity. The transcript is spliced from 6 exons. The record is from RefSeq and is a predicted model, not a curated record. Gene Ontology annotation, biological process: lipid metabolic process. The coding region runs from base 345 to 1298 and encodes 317 amino acids.